Molecule: messenger RNA, 651 nt
Organism: Belonocnema kinseyi
Lineage: Eukaryota; Metazoa; Arthropoda; Insecta; Hymenoptera; Cynipidae
Product: protein GVQW3-like
Exons: 1
Coding region: 1-651 (216 amino acids)
Molecular function (GO): nucleic acid binding
Source: RefSeq, a predicted model, not a curated record
AUGGAAGGUUCGAUCGAGCAGCGGUACGCGAUCAAGUUUUGUGUGCGCUUGGGCAAGAAUGCAACCGAAACCUACAGUAUGCUUCGAGAAUCCUUCAAGGAUGACUGUAUAUCAAGAUCGCAGUCAGGACCCUGGAAUAAGGCAUUUUUAGAGGGUCCAACCGAGGUCGCCGACGAACAACUCUCCGAACGACCAAUAACCGCGCGAACCGACGCUAACGUGGAGCGUGUGCAGAAACUUUUGGACACCGAUCAUCGAUUAGGUAUCAGACAGAUCGCAGACACCCUAGACAUUAGUACAUUUGCAGUGCACGGGAUAAUAACGCAAGAUUUGGCGAUGAGAAAGGUGUGCGCAAAGCUGAUACCAAAAGUGCUCACUCAAGAACAAAAGGACCUCCGAGUUUUGCGCUGUCAAGAAUUAUUCGAAUUGAUAGAAAGCCCGUACCUGGCUCCGUGUGACUUUUUCUUAUUCCUCCGCUUGAAGCAAGAUCUUAAGGGCCACCGUUGGGGAACUUUGGACAAUGUCAAAGCCCAUGUUACAUCAUUUUUGAAGGCCAUUCCGGCCGAGGAGUUUGCGGCCGCUUUCGAGGCAUGGAAAUCACGCCUACAUAAGUGUAUCUCGUCCAAGGGACACUACUUUGAAGAUUUUUGA